AUGAUAGGUGAAGAAGAACGCGUCCAUCAAUGUAGAGAAUGCGGCUUGACACUCUCAACCAGGAGUGCUCUAACAGCCCAUACUCGCUCGCAUCGUACCGCUGCGGACGCUCAUCGCUGUGAUGUUUGUCAUAAAACUUUCGCAGUGCCCGCUCGUCUGGUGCGCCAUUAUCGUACUCAUACCGGUGAAAGACCGUUCGAGUGCGAGUACUGCCACAAAAUGUUCAGUGUAAAGGAAAAUCUUCAGGUUCAUCGGCGAAUUCAUACUAAAGAAAGACCGUACAGAUGCAGCGUUUGCGGAGCGGCCUUCGAACAUUCUGGGAAGCUACACCGCCACGCUCGUAUACAUACUGGAGAGAGACCCCACGCAUGUCCGCAUUGUCAUAAGACUUUUAUUCAGUCUGGGCAGUUGGUAAUACAUUUACGAACGCAUACUGGUGAAAAACCAUACAGAUGUCCUGCACCUGGUUGCGGUAAAGGAUUUACAUGUUCGAAGCAGCUCAAAGUACACUCGCGUACUCAUACAGGCGAGCGGCCGUACACUUGCGAGAUUUGCUUACGGGAUUUCGGCUACAAUCAUGUCCUGAAACUUCAUCGUUUCCAACAUUUCGGCGAACGAUGCUACAGGUGUACAGUUUGUGAUGGCACCUUUAAUACCAAAAAGCAGAUGGAAGCUCAUAUUUACAAAGAACACGGCGCUGAUUCAGUGCAAGGUCCUGCACCCCAAAUUACUCAACCUGUACUGAAUGGGAAAAUGAUGUGCGAUAUUGUUGAAGCAGCACUUCAACAAUUACCGCCCACGCCUCCUGGCUCACCUCCUUCCCCUCCAGCCACGAUAGGAGCGUCCACUUUACACACUUCCGUCCCAUUAUUGCCCUUGGCGCCUACCCCAUCGCCUUCCCCACCUGCCCCCGUCGAUUAUCAGCAGUUUACUCUAGCCCCAUCUUCUCUUCCACCUCGAAAACGUAAAUUUAUUCCUCACGUUGAAGAAACGACAUCUGCCCAGGUUCGGCACACAUCUGUAAUCCAAUUUGCGCCCGCUGCAGUGGAAACUUCAUAG
This is a messenger RNA of Leptosia nina, 1059 nucleotides long. NCBI's taxonomy places the organism in Eukaryota, Metazoa, Arthropoda, Insecta, Lepidoptera, Pieridae. The record is from the annotation of a GenBank genome assembly.